Molecule: messenger RNA, 2234 nt
Organism: Annulohypoxylon maeteangense
Lineage: Eukaryota; Fungi; Ascomycota; Sordariomycetes; Xylariales; Hypoxylaceae
Exons: 1
Coding region: 265-2034 (589 amino acids)
Source: RefSeq, a predicted model, not a curated record
UCUUACUCAGUAGAUCGUCGACCGUUGCCGCUGAAAGAAGGUGCUGGAUGAAAGGCUCGAUGCUGGUUUAUUCAUCCAAAUCCACAACUACCUCUUACCUCGAAUAGUCUACUGUUGGACUCCUGGGAAGCUUCGUAACGAUUUGGGGAAAUCUAGAUCCUCGAGAUCGUGAUCGUCCAAUCAACGUUUUGCGCAACGCAACCUCCACAUCGACGACAUAUCCACCCUCAGUUUCCGUCACGACUCGUUCGUAUCGUCUUUACCAUGCUUACCAUGACGAGGUUGCCGUCCGACUCCUUCCUGCCCUCGGGAGGCAUGCUUGAUCACACCCAACGACCGAUAUCCUUCGUACCUCAUUCUAACGGCCAUUCCUCAGCAUCAAUCAUAUCUCCGCUAUCUUUGCCACACUCCAUAAAUCAAUUGUCAUAUAUCGACGAGUCACAUUUAUCAAAUCUACCACCUCCUAAUUAUUCACAUUCGCCUUCGCUUUCCGCAGCUCCACAGUCCCAGCAGCAGUCCCUUUCACCGCGCCGGAGUCCUCUAAAUAACCCCGAGCAGAGAUUGGCUAGCCUGUCAUCCACCAAGAAUCAAGCCGAGCCCGGGGUGACGUCCCCACCCGACAACAUGAGUACCAACAAUCUAGUGGACCUGCUGCGAUGCAGGGAUGAGCAGAACAAAAAAAUGAUCGAGCUGUGGCGUGCUGAGCGUGCCCAGCUUGAGGCCAACCGCGACCAAGCUGAAGAACUUUACCAGGGAGAACGGGCCUUAAUGGACCAGGAACGGAAGCUAUGGGAACAGGAAAAGGCUAGGAUCCAGAAUGAGUUAUUGCAGUGGCAAAGGAGAGUAACAUUGCUUGAGCAGGACAAGUACCAGCUUAUACAGCAGAAUCAAAAUUUAUCGAUACGCCUCCGGGGCACACAGGGCAGAGGAAGUCAAGCAACCAGAUCUUUUGAUGGUAGCACCGAUACUACUGCGGGCUCUAUUAGAGGCGGUGGUCUCGGUAGUCCAGGGUCCCACUCGCAGUCAACAGAUCUACCCCCGAGUUCAUCAGAAGGCACAUCUCCGAAUACGGCACCUUCAGCAAGCACCAUGUCCAACUUGCUUCUUGGAUCGACGAUGCCGGAUUCGCAGCCCUUCAUACCACUGGACCCCCGUAUGCAGGGUCCGUCGCCGGGAGUGGCAUCUCCAAAGACUCAAGAAGAGCGGAUUCCAUCCAUCGACAUUCAAGAGGUUAUGCCUGGAUUGGAAGGGAUUCGCGUGAGGACGAAUGCUGUCCAAAAAACCACCUUCACCGACGAGAAGCCACUUUCUCCACCUGCCGGACUGAAAAAGCUCUCACCAUCUACCGCGACUAAGCAGGAUCCGGGUCGCACGCGGGUGGUACCAGCCGAAUUAACUAAAGAGGCGCUCCAGGCCCCCGAGUCCGACAGGCUUACGAUGCAUGCCGGACACACGCCAAAUCACUCCAUGUCCCUGUCCCGUCUCCAUACCGUUGACUCUACUGCGGCGACCAAUACAUCCAAUAGCUCCGGAACACAAACCCCUAAAAACCCUCUACUGGAAGUUAGCCAAGGCGGCGCCGUAGAACAAUCGGCACAUGGUCAACCAGCAUGUGACUUGGCCGCUGUUGGAACGUGUAUGAAGUUGGAUGUCGGUAGCGAGCCCGCGGCCGAUAGACUAGGACCCCUACCCGUCCUGAUUCCACGUGAACAUGACCCGGAGUUAAAAGGGCCAUUGCAACUCAGAAAUCUUCCGGCAGCUGACGAGCCAUUCCUGAAGGCUUUAUCAGACAAGCUUGAGCAAGUCAUCACUAAUAACCUUAGUCCUACUGUACUCGAGGAACAGGCUGCAGAACCGAAAGAAUUUCCUGAGCUGAACCAUGAAAAGCCUACUCAGGCUGGCGGUGAUGGAGCUCAGGAUGCUCAAGUGGAGCCGGUUGAAGAGGAAGAUGAAGAAAUUGACAUCCCUCUUAAGCUAAAACCGUCUAACAACUUCGGCGCGCCCCUGGGACAGCUUCGAAAGCAAGGACUUUGAGUGUUUCCUGUUCGUCGAUGUUGUUGGCGCAUACAGCGUUGCUCAAAUUUACGUUCUGUGCACAUAGUAUUGUCGUUUCUUUUAUUUAUCUGUCUUCCUGGCUCCUAUUGAUAUGGACAGUGGAGUCUACUUGUUGAUUAAACAUGGAGCCACACACCACGAAGAUUUUGCAUCAAUUUCCAAAUUCCCGAUACCCAUUG